Molecule: messenger RNA, 4694 nt
Organism: Girardinichthys multiradiatus
Lineage: Eukaryota; Metazoa; Chordata; Actinopteri; Cyprinodontiformes; Goodeidae
Gene: sntg2
Product: syntrophin, gamma 2
Exons: 17
Coding region: 1-1863 (620 amino acids)
Cellular component (GO): dystrophin-associated glycoprotein complex; intracellular anatomical structure
Molecular function (GO): structural molecule activity; protein binding
Source: RefSeq, a predicted model, not a curated record
AUGGAGAACGUUUACCAGAACGACUGGUUCACCUCCAUAGAUCUGAAGGAUGCUUAUUUUCACAUCCCCAUCAUCCCGAAAAACACUAUGGUUUCCGAGCCUGCAGUAGCUGGUGUCAGGUCGCCCGUGGCAGCUGCCGUGGAGAGAGAAUGCACUCCUCCAGGUGGGAGGGGCGAUCAGGAGCGUCCCAGAGUUAGGUCAGCAUCUCUGGGUCUGGCCGCUGAACGGGAGCGCUUAGAGAGGCUGGGUCUCCUGCACGAUUCAGGGCGCACGAGCCGCCUCUACCACAGCAUCAUACGCAUCAAAGUGGGCAGCUUUUCAGCGCUGACGAAAUCUGGAAUUGCUUUGCUGUACAAUGAUAAGACCAACAACACCUACGAUGUGUGCCUGAAACUGACCAAAGAUGCAUUAACUAUACAGAAGCUGGAUGUGGUCUGCACUAAUGGAAGUGAAUCCCAAGUAAACCACAGAACUGUUGUACUGCGAAGACAGGCGACCGGCGGGCUGGGCUUAAGCAUCAAAGGCGGUGCAGAACACAGCGUUCCGGUGGUUAUUUCAAAGAUUUUUAAAGAUCAAGUCGCCGAUCAGACGGGAAAGCUGUUCGUCGGGGACGCCGUGCUGCAGGUCAAUGGCAUUAAGGUGGAGCACUGCACGCAUGAGGAAGUUGUUCACCUCCUGCGUACUGCAGGUGAUGAGGUCACCAUCACCGUCCGUUACCUGCGAGAAGUCCCAUCAUUCCUAAAACUGCCUCUAGGUUCUCCUGGGCUGGACCGUAGUCGGGGAUCUUCUCCGCUCUUCGAUAGCAGUUUACAUUUAAAUGGAAACGGAAACAACACAGCUGCAUCGCCCCCCUCGCCCUCUGCUAAUGAACCAAAGUAUGAGAAGCGCUGGCUGGAUGCUGUCUGCAUGCCCUUGUUGAUGGCCAGAGUCUCCAGAUACAAAGCUGGCACCGAUAAAUUAAGGUCCAACUGCUUUGAAGUGUUUGCCUUGGAUGGAGCCAGAACCAGUAUUCUUCAGUUUUGCACAGCAGCAGAAAGCACAGACUGGCUCCAAGCAAUAUCUACAAACAUCAACAGCUUAACGCAGGAGAACAUAAAAAUAUUGAACAAAUCCAGUUCUUCAGACAAUCAGAUUGUUCACAUGGGCUGGGCGUGUGAAACUCCUGAAGGCAGCACCACUUGUCGGAGUUCAGUCUUCAAGUUCCUGGCGCUGAGAGGACCACAUUUUAAUAUCUUCAAAUGUCCCCCGAUUGGUGCCACUGACUGGGAACAAGCUGAAACAACGUAUAACCUCUAUGAGGUUCUUUUCAAGGUUCAUAAGCUGUGGAUGACAGAGGACUGCUGGCUCCAGGCGAGGCUCUACCUGGGCUUGGAGCAUUCUCCUGAGCAGCAGGACAGAGAGUCGCUUUGCUUCAGCAUUCUGGUCGGCCAUGGUCAGAGUCACACCUUCCGGGUGGAGCUGGCCACCGACCUGGCUAUUUGGGAGAAGUCCUUCCAAAGAGCCGUUUUCUUGGAAGUACAGCGAGUACGAUCUAAACGCUACAUGUGCAGCAGCCAAGGCAGUGUGCUGAGCUUCACCGUGGAUUUUGGAUCAGGGUUCACCUGCUCAGACGUUGCUUCAAAGACUGUUCUGUGGAGAUACAAGUUCUCUCAACUGAAAGGCUCCUCUGAUGAUGGGAAAACCAGGGUAAAACUUCUGUUUAAGAAUGCUGAGAGCAAUCAAAUAGAGACGAAGGAACUGGAGUUUGCAAAUCUGACAGCAGUCCUCCACUGUAUUCACUCUUUCAUUGCUGCCAAGGUAGCCUCCAUGGACCCUCACUUUAUGUGCAGUCAAAGCUUCCCUGGACAUUAUAUGAACACUUAGAAAGUCUCUUGAAUCUGUAAUUGACCUCCAGAUAUGCUUGUGUUGUCGUGGCUAUUUUUCUAUAAACGUCUGUAAAACAAAUCUUGGUAAAAGACUGUAAAGGUAGAUUCCGCACAAAUAGAUGGUUUUUAUCCAAUUUUGAACAUGAAGGUAAGUAUUUAUAGUUCUGAAACAGCUAUUUCAGCACUUUUCUGCAUUAUUUCUAGUUAAGUAUUAUACAAGAUUACCUAAAUGUAAAGCAGUCCCCAGUUUCUUGCUUGGUAAUUACACUGUAAUAUUUUUCAUAGUUAGUAAUUAAGUAAAGUUUAUUUGUUAAGUCACUUUCUCAGAUAAAACCAUCACAAAAUACUGUACAGAAAACCAAAAAAAUAACAAUUAAGUGCCAUAAAUCGGAUACAAUAAGGCACAAUAGAGCAUAUAAUAAAGUAAACACUGAACAGAAAGCCUGUUUAAACAGGAAAGUUUCUAAUUGCUUUUUAAUGAGUCCACAGAGUCAAGUAAAUGAAGCUGUAGAGGGAGACUAUUCCACAGCCUUAGUUACCAGUUGUUACCUAAUGUUUAUAUUUUUAUUAACAAUUUACUCCGUUUUUUAACAUCUGCUUGCAGGUUAUUACUGUUAAAUAGUUACAUUGUAAUAAUUACUUAAUAUUAAAAAAUGAUUUUAGUUAUGUUACAAAACUAAAACUCCCAUACAGAGCUGUAACAGGAAACGCCUGCCGGAUUUGACAGGACAGGAGAGCUAGCGUAACAUAUGGUGCUUCGCUGCCAUUCGUUUCACAACAUGACUCCAAAUAUCACAGCCUGCAGAGUCAACAAGAUUUUACACUUUUAAAAGUGAUGAUUUAGAUUUAGGUUUUAAAAUUGUUUUGUAGGGCAUUUAGAUACAGAAUACUUCAUUGCACUUUAUUAGCUCAAAAAAGUUUAUUUUAUGACCAACAAUCGUAUUACUGCGUCCAAGAGUGUCCAACAAGAAUCAGGGCUGUCUCGUCAUUAGAGGAGCUUAACAAAAUCAUGUUGCCACCAGUGUAGAGCUUGUUUGAAAUUGGCAGCAGGUGGGUGUGGGGGCAUCUGCUCGUUAUGACAAAAAGAGAAGCAAAGAAGCAACUUCAAUCCAAGACAAAAGCUCAAAGACAGACUGAAAUUCUGCAAGAAGAUGGAGACCAGGAAACUGGUACAAAUUAUGUUCAGUGUUGAGUCGUCAGUCUGAUGGAAUCUGGUGAAGAAAACCUGAGAGCACCCAUAAAGGGAUCAGGCUUAUUCCCACAAUCCAGGAACCGUUUGGAGAUAAUCUGUGGAUUUUCCAGCCUGACGGAGGAAAAGCUCACAAGCUCUGUUGGUUCUGUUUUCAAGUAACAACCUAACUAGUUGUAAGCUGAGUUUAUUUAUGUUCAAAGUUCUGUUCUGAACUGAAUUCCCAGUACAAACAUGAAGUAAAUUUAAUGCAUUCAUUUCAAAAUGUAGAGAUAUUAUGUGCUAAUUAGGUCAUUAAUUAUACUGCUGCAUAGAUUGUAUAAUAUUAUCAGGAAACUCCUCAGAUCUGAACCACACAGAACCAGAAAGCAACGAACUGGGUUCGACUCUAAACUCUGAGAAGACCAGAAAAGCUCAGCAUCAUACAGGAUCUGGUCCACAAGUUGAUAUCCAGCAGCUCAGAGCGACAACAAGAGCAAUACUAUUGGGUUUCUCCAAACUUUUUAAAUGUGUUUAAUUCUUCCUCAGCUUACAGCAGACAUGUAAUACAAUCUAACAAAUUACAAACACAGUCAAAACACAUUUAUGUUGCUGUCUAAAAUUCUGGAAAUGAAGAAUUUGUGUAGAGAUCCUGCUAAUCUGCACCAGAUGGACCCAUUUCAACAACAGAACACUCAGAUGAUGCAUCAGAACCACAUGGGAGGCCACAUUUGUGCCAAAAUGUCUACAUUUUCAUUUCUUCAUAUUCACAUCUGCCUGUUACAGAAAAGGAAAAUCCGUCUCUUUCAUCGCUUCCUGUGCUUUCUGUUUUAUGUUUAGUAAAACUGAAAAUAUGGAACACAUCUCACCGAGCUGCAGUCUAAUUAGUUGAGCUGAGUGACAGUUUCUCUCCUCAUCUUUGUGUCUGGUCUUCUUCACUUAGUCGGAUUCAUUGUUUAGCUUUGUUCUCAUUUCUCUUUGCAAAGCAGACUUAAACUUUUCACUUUGUUCCAUCUAGCAGAGACAUUUCAGUACAGAAUAUCAAGCUAUUUUUGAAAAGUUUUCUCAUUCAGUGGAUGUUUUGAUUGCAUAAUUAACAAUUAUGGGUUCACUAAAAAAUCAUAUUUUCUGCUGUUUCAGUAAAGAAAAUGCUCGCAAAACCAAUUAUACAAACAGUAUUACAGCUUUAACUUGUUGCUGUUUUGCUUAUUACUGACAUUAAUAUUUUAUUUGUGGCUGAAAACAUAAUGAAGCUCUUUGGUUUGCCACUCCACAACUUUCACUUUAUUUUUGCUUUAAAAACUCUUCUUGAGGCAAUUCCAUCUCAAACAACUUUAUGCUACAUUUUCUUUUUUUCCAGUAUAAUUGUAUUGCUUAUAUCCCAAAUCAUGAUUGUACCACUCUCAUGCUUCCAAACAAAUGUCUGUCUCCUCUGUUAUUUUUCAGUGUUUUUCUAUCAUGGGUUUUCUUUGUCAAACUGCAAACUAAUAAUUAUCUACGUUUAGACACUUUAACUAUUGUUAAAUGCUGGUUUCAUGAAUUGUAUAAAAUGUAUGAUGUUUUCCAGGUCUAGAUAAGUAUGGAAAAAAAACAGCAUGUCUGGAUUUUAUCCUAAGAAUAACAAUGUAAGUUUCUAAAAUAAAUAAAUUGCUUAAAAUGUG